AUGGGUAUUCAAAAACCCGCCGUUAGUAAUGAAGUAGGCUCAGGGUAUGUAUAUCAACCUAGUCCCCAAGAUCAAGUUGGAGUGGUUUCUUCGAAUGGUCUGGAUCAGUACUUUUAUACAUCCUCAUCAACUCAAAAGCCUGAAAAGCCUGAAAAGAAAUCUGAAGCCUACGUUUUCAACUUUGCCAAGGGUGCCAUGCCUACCAUCCACAUUCAAGCAAAAUCCUAG
Molecule: messenger RNA, 228 nt
Organism: Caenorhabditis remanei
Lineage: Eukaryota; Metazoa; Nematoda; Chromadorea; Rhabditida; Rhabditidae
Exons: 2
Coding region: 1-228 (75 amino acids)
Source: RefSeq, a predicted model, not a curated record